This is a messenger RNA of Caretta caretta (loggerhead turtle), 2858 nucleotides long. RefSeq names its product mitochondrial calcium uptake 1 (gene MICU1). Gene Ontology annotation, molecular function: calcium ion binding. Gene Ontology annotation, cellular component: uniplex complex. The record is from RefSeq and is a predicted model, not a curated record. Gene Ontology annotation, biological process: calcium import into the mitochondrion; mitochondrial calcium ion homeostasis. Lineage: Eukaryota; Metazoa; Chordata; Testudines; Cheloniidae.
AGGCGGAGGUCACGGCGCAGGCAACGGCAGAGCUCCUCAGUCCUACACCACAGCGACGGACCGUCCCGCCCCGGCUCUGGUCCGCCACCAUCCCAGCAUGCCUCUGCCUACGGAAGAGCGGCGGGGGCGGGGCCUUUCUGUACGCCGCUCCAGUUUUCUCUGUACUAGGGAAGGCGGAGCUGGUUGCUGGGGCAGGGGAGUGUGGCGUCGUCGCUGCGGAGCCCGGGACAGCGGGAUGUUUCGCCUUCGAGGUCUUGCUGCCGUGGCAGGCUUAGAGGCUGUUUCCCGAUGUUACCAUGGAAUGGCACAUCCCACCAGAAGCAGGCAAAGACUUAUGAUGGCAGCUUUCAUAGGAACAACUGCAGCUACAGCAAGUGCUGGACUCCUAUGGAAGAGAGCACAUGCAGAAGCACCGUCAUCUGUAAAACACAAUGCAAGGACAGAAACUAACGAAAAAGUGAAGGACCAAGAAGAAGAGGAGAAUGACGAUGAUAGAAAGACUGUUGACUCAAGUGGUGGAGGGGUUCAGCCAGAAGAGAAGAAGAAGAAACAACGUUCUGGAUUUAGAGAUCGUAAGGUGAUGGAGUAUGAGAACAGGAUACGAGCCUACUCCACUCCAGACAAAAUCUUCAGAUACUUUGCCACCUUGAAAGUAAUACAUGAGCAUGGAGAACCAGAGGUGUUUAUGACACCACAAGAUUUUGUGAGAUCCAUUACUCCUAAUGAAAAACAACCAGAACAUCUAGGUCUGGAUCAGUUUGUAGUGAAGCGGUAUGAUGGAAAGACAGAGGUAACAGAUGGGAAGUUAUCCCAAGAACGAGAGAAGUUUGCUGAUGAAGACAGUAUAUUUUAUACACUUGGAGAAUGUGGACUCAUCUCUUUUUCUGACUACAUCUUCCUCACUACAGUUCUCUCCACUCCCCAGAGGAAUUUUGAAAUUGCCUUCAAGAUGUUUGAUUUGAAUGGUGAUGGUGAAGUGGACAUGGAGGAGUUUGAACAGGUCCAGAGCAUUAUUCGCUCCCAAACUAGUAUGGGAAUGCGUCACAGAGACCGUUCUACUACAGGAAAUACUCUAAAGACUGGCUUCAGCUCUGCCUUGACAACAUACUUUUUUGGAUCUGAUCUGAAAGGAAAGCUGACAAUCUCAAACUUCUUAGAGUUCCAGCGAAAACUUCAGCAUGAUGUUCUGAAGCUCGAGUUUGAACGGCAUGACCCUGUGAAUGGGCGGAUCACUGAGCGUCAGUUUGGUGGCAUGCUGCUGGCCUAUAGUGGAGUGCAGUCAAAGAAGCUCACUCUCAUGCUGAAGCAACUCAGGAAACAUUUUCAAGAAGGAGAGGGGCUGACGUUUGAGGAGGUGGAAAGCUUUUUUACUUUUCUGAAGAAUAUAAAUGAUGUGGACACAGCUUUGAGCUUUUACCACAUGGCUGGAGCUUCUCUUGAUAAAGUUACCAUGCAGCAGGUAGCCAGGACAGUGGCAAAAGUGGAGCUCUCAGACCAUGUGUGUGAUGUGGUGUUUGCUCUUUUUGAUUGUGACGGGAAUGGAGAGUUGAGUAACAAGGAGUUUGUUGCCAUUAUGAAGCAGCGACUUAUGAGAGGUUUGGAGAAGCCCAAAGACAUGGGAUUUACACGACUCAUGAGGGCAAUGUGGAAAUGUGCACAGGAGACAGCUUGGGACUUUGCCAUGCCCAAACAAUAACUGCAGCAAAUGGAAGAACCUGGUUAACAUAUGUUAUUGGGGGCCAUAAAUCUGUACUGCUCCUGCAGAAUGUACCAUUGUCAGAUGCUCUGCAGAUGAAUAAUCUUCACACAGAAAUCUACUGAAUGAUUGUUACGCUGAACUAGAAAAAAACCACCCAGAGGACACAGACUACUAACAACUGGAGUUUUUCCAAACACCAGAACAGAAAUUGGAGCCUACUGUAUCUUCUCCUUUAAUUUUUCCACUGCUGAUGCCUGUUUAAUAUUAAUCUCUCAGGAAAAUUACAAAAAUAAUUAGUUCUGUGUAUUGCAGCCACCAGCUUCAUCUCCAUAGUAUGCUCCGGUGUCCAACAAAACCAGGAUUUUAUGUAGAAUUGAAUAUGGAUAGCUUCAGAGAACAAUAUUGGUCGGAACAGUCCCAUAUGUGUCAAGCAGUGGGACAGAAAUGCCUAGCAAAUCUACUAGUAGCAAAUCCUAGUCUUUUGCUCCUGAAUGAUUUUUAGUUUAGAUUUUAAGCACUAUUUACAAAAAAGUGUGUUUAGAAUGAGCUUUUGAAAAGAGCUGGGUUUACAGAAAACAAUAGCAACCUUUGUUUAUUACAGAAGCUGUCCGUAAGAUUAAGGACAGAAGGGUCCAGCAAGGGUGAGAAGAAUGCCACAGAACUUUCUUCUAUAGGACUGUUUGUUUUUCCCAGUUGGAUUUCUUAUCUUGCAGGUGUGGUGUGAAAUAGGGAUAUGCCUGGUCAAGCAGGGGGCUGUCUGAGGCUUAGUUACUGCCUUGGAUAUAAGGAGUUUUAAAAUGGCUUAAUUUUUUCCCACCUUUCUCCUCCCUCAGAAGAACCCUGCCUUGCAUAAGCAACCUAACAUAUAUGCUCUUUGUAAUUCUCUUUUUAAUAGGGGGCUCCUCCCCCUGUGAGAUUGUCCUUCUGUAUGGGGUACUGGCUUUAAAGCUGCUAUUUACUGAAUGCUUCAACAUUGUAAAAUAUUACUUUAAUUACAUUGGUUCAUAACAAAAGCAAAUGCUCAUCUUUCAUCUGUGUUUAUGGGAAGCCUCAUGGCUUUGUCACAUUUGACUUUAUUGGCAGAAAGUCAACAAAAAUCUGAACUCUCUCUAAAAUAAACUCCUACUAAAUGUAAAAGGAGAAAACACAAAGCAUCCGU